Centruroides sculpturatus (bark scorpion) is the source of this 3666-nucleotide messenger RNA. RefSeq names its product DNA-directed RNA polymerase subunit beta'-like. NCBI's taxonomy places the organism in Eukaryota, Metazoa, Arthropoda, Arachnida, Scorpiones, Buthidae. Gene Ontology annotation, biological process: DNA-templated transcription. The record is from RefSeq and is a predicted model, not a curated record. Gene Ontology annotation, molecular function: DNA binding; DNA-directed RNA polymerase activity. The annotation marks the transcript as partial. The transcript has a single exon.
GCGGCGGUAAUUUACCGCAAAGCACUGCUGGAAUUGCGCGAACGCUUUGAGCCGGGCAGCGAUGCUUACGACGAAAUUAGCGCUUCGAUUGAAGACCUUGAGCAAACCGCCAGUUCUAAACUCGGUCAAGAUUACGGGGUUGACUUUUACGAACUCAACGAAAUUAUUCACGAGUAUUCCGAAGCCAAAAUUAGCACCGGUGCUAAAGCGAUUGAAUACCUACUCAAAAACUUCGACCUUAAAAAUUCGAUUCGCCGCGUUAAAUCGCAAAUCACCCGCAUUUCGCGCGAAAUCAAGGAGAACGAAAGUUGGUACUCGGGACUAGUUCAGCAGCGUUCCAAACUUUACAAACGUCUUGAUGUACUUAACAAAUUCUAUAAAUCAGGUCAAGAUCUAACGUCAAUGAUCAUUUACAACUUGCCGAUUAUUCCGGCUGACCUACGUCCGCUGAUUCAAAUUGACGGCGGUCGCCACUCGACCUCUGACAUUAACGACUUGUACCGCCGGAUUAUCAUUCGGAACAACCGUCUGAAAAAAUGGCAGGAAAACGACGCCCCGAUUUUGAUUAUUCAAAACGAACUGCGCAUGCUCCAAGAAGCAAUCGAUGCGUUAAUUGAUAACAGUCGCAAAAAACCUUCACCGGUCAUGUCUAAGGAUAACCGUCCGCUGAAGUCGCUUUCUGAUUCUCUGUCGGGCAAAAAAGGUCGUUUCCGCCAAAACUUACUCGGUAAGCGGGUGGAUUACUCGGGUCGUUCGGUGAUCGUGGUCGGACCGGAAUUAAAAAUGCACCAGGUUGGUAUUCCGCGUCAAAUGGCUGCCAAACUUUUUGAACCAUGAAUUAUCCAGCGGCUGGUUAACCACUCGGUGGCCAGUUCGAUUAAAGGCGCUAAAAAACUAGUCGAGGAGCAAGAUAACCGCAUUUGACCUUUUGUUGAGCAAGCAAUUAAAGGUAAAGUCGUUCUGCUUAACCGGGCACCAACACUGCACCGUCUUUCCAUCCAAGCUUUUGAACCCGUUUUAGUCCGCGGAAAAGCGAUCAUGCUCCACCCGCUGGUAACCACGGCCUUUAACGCUGACUUUGACGGCGACCAGAUGGCAGUGCACGUGACGAUCGCACCCGAAGCUGUCCGCGAGGCGCGCGAGUUGAUGCUGGCUAACAAAAACAUUCUCGGUCCCAAAGACGGUGAACCGAUUAUCAACCCCUCCCAAGACAUGGUGCUAGGACUCUACUACUUAACUCAGGAGAAAGCCGGCGCCCGCGGAGAGGGUAAUUUUUACCGCUCUUACGAUGAGAUGAUCAAAGCUUACGGUCAGGGCCACAUUGACUUGGCUGCCCGGGUGGCUCUGCCGCUUGAGGCCGGACAAAAGCAAUCGCUUUUCAACCACUACGAUGAAAAGUCCUACUUAAUUGCCUCGGUUGGUAAGUUCAUUUUUAACCAAGCGUUCCCAACUAGUUUUGACUUUAUUUUUGACAACAGCAUUUUUGACAUCUACCAGCGUGCUAACCCGUACGUAGUUCGCUUUGGCACUGAUUUACGUCAGUACAUUCGCGAGUUGCCGACCCAAGCACCGCUCGCUAAAAAAGACAUUGCCAAGAUUGUGCGUUACGUGUUUGACAAGUACGUUUCAGCGAUCAGUAAGGAAGAUUUGGCCCAAGUGAUUAAACAAGUUCACGUCGGCAAUUACUACGAUACUGUCAUGCUUUUCGCGGAGUUGAAAGAUUUCAAUUCCCGCCAACUUAACCAUGUCCACGCUCAGACUUUGUCGCUAAUUUUACGCCAACGUUUUGAAGAGAUUAACCGCCGGAUCACUUUGCAAAACCAAGGCGUUGAGCGCAUUUUUGAACUGGACGAGAAAGUUGAGUUGCUUGAAAAAGUUUGGUUUGAUUACACCAACGGAGUCGCUAAGAUUUUGGACAACUUGAAAGAGUUAGGGUUUAAAUACUCAACUGUUUCGGGCGUGACAAUGUCAGCUUCGGACAUCAUGCAAUCGCCAAUUAAGGGCGCCAAAAUUAAAGAGGGCGAUCAGUACGUUAAUUCGCUUUGGAAAAUGUACAACCAGGGCGUGAUCACUAACGAUGAACGGUACAAAUUGGCAAUUGAAAAAUGGUCCCAAAUUAAAGACGAUAUUCAAAAAGAUCUAACUAACAUCAUGGACCAGCACCCGGCCAACCCGAUCUUCAUGAUUAUGAAGUCCGGUGCCCGCGGAAACAUGUCCAACUUUGUUCAGUUUGCCGGACUAAGGGGUCUGAUGUCAAACAGUAAGAAGAUGCGGCGGGGUUACGUUAAAAACCAAGUUGUGGUUCGCUCCACGAUUGAAGUGCCAGUUAAAUCUUCUUUCUUAGAGGGACUAACGGCCUACGAAUUCUACUCCUCUACCCACGGUGCUCGGAAAGGUCUGACCGACACCGCGCUUAACACGUCUAACUCCGGUUACUUAACCCGGCGUCUAGUCGAUGUGGCUCAAAACAUCGUCGUUCGCGAAGUUGAUUGCGGAUCUGACAUCGGCGCCCUGGUCAAAGAUCUAGUUGAAACGCAAACCCAGUCGGUCAUCGUUUCUCUAGCUGAGCGCGUAGUUGGGCGUUUUACCAACAAACCGAUUCACGAUGCUAAGGGUAACUUAAUCAUUGACGCCCAGCAGCUAAUUGACGCCAAGGUCGCUGACGAGAUUGUUAAGGCGAAACACAAAGAAGUGGAAAUUCGUUCGAUUUUUGGUUGCCAAACUCGCAACGGAGUUUGUCAAAAAUGCUAUGGAAAAGACUUGGCAACAAACCGGGUAGUCGAGAUCGGCGAACCAGUCGGAGUCGUUGCUGCCCAAUCAAUCGGUGAACCGGGUACUCAACUAACGAUGCAAACAUUUCACACCGGCGGCGUGGCCGGCGUGCAAGACAUUACCGGCGGCUUCUCGCGUCUGAUGCAGUUAAUUGACACCACCAAGGAUGUUUGGGAAGAUAAAGCGAUUAUUUCCAAAACCCACGGAAUCGUAACUAGCAUUCAUAACCACGAAAAAGAUUCGGGCGUGACUGUGAUCGAAGUUGAGACGACCGAACUAGAAACUCCCCAAACUUACCAGUACCAAUUUGCCAGCGCUAACCGGCGGAUUCGCGUCAAACGCAAACAAGUCGUGCGUCCGGGGCAAAAACUAGUUGAGGGACCGAUUAUUUUGAACGAACUGCUGGAAAUUGCCGGAACUAAGGCGGUUCAAAAUUACAUUCUCAAGGAAAUUCAAAAACUUUACCGCAUGCAGGGGAUCGCGAUUGCUGAUAAGUACAUUGAAAUUAUCGUGCGCCAGUUCUUAAUGAAAAUCUUGAUUAGCGAACAAGGUGAUUCCGACUUUUUUGUUGGUUCACUAGUUGACAGUCACGCCUACCGGCAAGUUAACGCUCAGUUAAUCAGUCAAGGCAAAAAACCAGCCUUCGGAGAGGUGGUCAUUAACGGAGCUAAAAAAAUUCCGCUGCUCUCUGAAUCGUUCUUGGCCGCUGCUUCUUACCAAGAAACGCCAUCCGUUUUAGUUCACGCCGCGAUAGCCAACAAAGUUGACUAUUUGGAAGGGCUGAAAGAGAACGUGAUUGUCGGUCACAAAAUUCCAGCUGGGACUGGUUCGCACAACUUUGCUCCGCGUGGUAAGUACGAUUUACGCGAUCCGCGCGACUAUUUUCAAAUCUAA